Calliphora vicina (urban bluebottle blowfly) is the source of this 1121-nucleotide messenger RNA. RefSeq names its product probable inactive tRNA-specific adenosine deaminase-like protein 3. Gene Ontology annotation, biological process: tRNA wobble adenosine to inosine editing. The transcript has a single exon. Gene Ontology annotation, cellular component: nucleus; cytoplasm. Bases 1 to 1101 code for a protein of 366 amino acids. Gene Ontology annotation, molecular function: tRNA-specific adenosine-34 deaminase activity. The record is from RefSeq and is a predicted model, not a curated record. NCBI's taxonomy places the organism in Eukaryota, Metazoa, Arthropoda, Insecta, Diptera, Calliphoridae.
AUGUUACAACCAACUGCAAAACGUUUAAAAAUGGAUCGUAUAACACAAAUUAAAGCCAUAUUAGCUAAUGAAUACACAGAAAAUAUUAAAGAUGAGGAAGUUAUAACCACCACAGUGCAGGACAAAAAAGAUAUAUCAAAGAUUAUGCAGGAAUUUUCCAGUAAACUGCCCUUAACUAAUCUACAACAUCUAAAGAGGGUCAAUGGAAAAAAAAUUAUAAUAUGCUCAACUAAUGAGUUGGUGGAAAAUGAAAAUAUAAAAGAAUUUUUACAGCUAAAAUUAAUAAAUAUAGAAUUAAUAGAAACGGUGCUAGCAAUUACCGAAAUUAUUAAAGUGCCUAAUGCGGCACCCAAACUGAGAUGGCAAUUUGAUCAAGUUAACUCUAAAUGGCCCUGUAAAUUUCAUCCUGAUAAAUAUAUGGAGCAAAGAUAUGAAGGUACAAAUUUUGCCACAGAAGACAAAGAGUUUCAUCUGAAAAUUGCUCGUUUGUUGAAAAAUGCUUCAUUAAAAUUAGCUGAUGGCAAAUGCUUGGGAGUGUGUAUAGACCCAAGAUUUAAAAGUAUAGUAGCGAUGGGUGGUAGUGAAAAGAGCAUAAGUCCAGUAAUGCAUGCUCCUAUGGUCUUAGUUGAUUUUGUGGCCAAAUCUCAAGAUGCCGGAGCUUGGAAUAUUUUAAUUGGUAAAAAUGACUACCAAGAAAGGAGUGAAAAAUCAAGUGAAUUAAGUAUGGCCGGCAUACCCAAAGCAUUUGAAGAUUUCAUAAAUAAAAGUGACGGUUUCAAAGAUCUAAAGCUGGGUGCAGAAAGAGUACAUGAAAAAGAAAAACUGAAAUUAGACGUCUCAUCUGUAGAUGGCGAUAAUUUGACAAAAUAUGGUCCCUAUUUAUGUACAGGAUACGACAUUUACCUAAGUCAUGAACCCUGCUUAAUGUGCUGUAUGGCCCUAGUCCAUAGUCGUGCUAAGAGAGUAUUUUUCUUAGAGAAUUCUAAAAACGGUGCUUUGGAAAGUAGAUUUAAAUUACAAGCUGUACCGGAACUAAAUCAUCAUUAUGAAGUAUAUCGGUUUUUAUAUGAAAAUAAUGACGAAACUAAAAAUAAAAGUUAACAAAAUAAGCAAGUAAACAA